GUCAAGUCGGUUGACAGCGCGGGAAACGGUUUCCCAAGAGCCUAACUGUCAUCUCCGCGAUCGUCUUCACUUCGAAGACUCAGUAAUCUCUCUGUCUCUCUUAUGAGGAAUCUCCCCCGACAGAAGGUCCACUACGGUUUCGGAAGCCAUAGCCUAAAUUCAUUUUCACAAUGCGUGUUGUUCUGCUCCAAGAAUCUCUUCGUUUUCUCUCAUAUAAAAAGAUUAUUGGCUGAGUCGGUUCCUGACAAUAUUGAGCCCAGGUUUGUGUUAUUCAGAGCUAUGGACGACAGUAAAUUGGUAGAGCGUGAUUUUGCUUUCAGAGUUUCAAAGGAGAGCCCCCGAAGUCGACGAUCUCUGGCGUUGCCGUUCUCCCCACUCACGGUUAUCGAUGGCGUUUUCUCCCGAAAGAGUUUUUCCUAUCGCAAACUUCCUUCAGAGCCUCUCAGGCUCUCCGUCCUCAAAUUGGACGGCUCUUGCUUCGAUAUUGUGGUUACAAAGACAGCCACUAUCGCGGAACUUUGGCAGGCUGUGGAGGCAGUUUUCAGUCACAUGCCUAAGAAGGGAGCGGGGAAAAUUUCAUGGCCGCAUGUUUGGGGGCAAUUUUGCUUAUGCUAUGAUGGACAAAAGCUACUUACAGAAACAGAUUAUCUUAGAAACUAUGGCAUCAAGGACGGUGACCAGCUUCGUUUCAUGCGACACGUCUCAAAUUGUUACAAUGUGAGGAGGAGGAGAUUCAAGAAAAGAAUUGUUAGUUCAAAACCAAAUUGGGGGUCCUCAUCAAAAGUAAGUAGCUAUCUGCAGAAAGAUCAUGCCAGUGACACUGAUGAUGAAAUUGGUUUGGAUAGCAUAGUCAUAGAGAAGGGGAAGAUUCAGCAAUUCAAUAAUGAUGCUCGGGUGAAGAAUCUUGAAAACAAGCUGACAAGCUUCUGGGCAGGGUUAUUCACAUGCACCCGACUUGCAGUCACGAGAAGUAAAACCGAAGGCAGGAUCUGUCCCUUGAGGUUUGCUCGAGGCUUACUGGGCAGUUUUAGGAAGAUAAACUUCUACAGGAAAAAGCGAUCUUAUCGAAAACAUGCAGAAAUUGGGUGGUGCUGAUACACAGAAAUAUCUGCUCUCAGCUGACACAUGGCCUAUUUUAUCGCAACAUGCUGAAAGAUGAGUUCUUUCUGUCAAGGCGAAGUUUGUGUGUUUAAAUUUUUGCUGCCAUGAUGCUUGACCCAUGCGAGUAUGGGACUGUAUAUGCAGAAUCCCCCUCCACACUUCUUCCUCCUUCUCCGUUUUCCCUUUCCCUGUCAUCUUACUUCCGAUGGAAGCAUCAAAGUGGAUCUCAAUAAAGUGCUAGCGUGAUGUGAUAUAUAUGGCUCAUAAUUAACCUUGAAAAAUCGGCCACGUUUUCGUUAGUUUUCUUUUUCUUUCUUUUGUGGGUGGCCCAUUUCACAGAUUGUAGAAAAAUUGAUAAUAAAAUACUUUUAAAUUAUAUAAAUAAUAAUUUAAUAUAUUAAAAUAUUAUAAUUUUACUAAA
Messenger RNA from Prosopis cineraria, 1522 nucleotides. RefSeq lists its product as uncharacterized. The transcript is spliced from 5 exons. Gene Ontology annotation, cellular component: U12-type spliceosomal complex. NCBI's taxonomy places the organism in Eukaryota, Viridiplantae, Streptophyta, Magnoliopsida, Fabales, Fabaceae. The record is from RefSeq and is a predicted model, not a curated record. Gene Ontology annotation, biological process: mRNA splicing, via spliceosome. The coding region runs from base 103 to 1095 and encodes 330 amino acids.